Messenger RNA from Moesziomyces antarcticus, 1368 nucleotides. Its product is annotated as mRNA capping enzyme, alpha subunit. Gene Ontology annotation, molecular function: mRNA guanylyltransferase activity; ATP binding. Bases 1 to 1368 code for a protein of 455 amino acids. The transcript has a single exon. NCBI's taxonomy places the organism in Eukaryota, Fungi, Basidiomycota, Ustilaginomycetes, Ustilaginales, Ustilaginaceae. Gene Ontology annotation, biological process: 7-methylguanosine mRNA capping. The record is from RefSeq and is a predicted model, not a curated record.
AUGGCUCCUCUCGGUCAUACUGCCAGCGUGCCAAAGGUACCCGGACGCAAGGUCGAGGAUCCACAGCAGCUCGCGUUUCUCCGUCAGCAUGUGCGCGACCUUUGCGAAGUACCCCACAUGCGCUUUCCCGGUGCCCAACCCGUUUCGUUUGAAAAGGCUUCGAUCGACCUCCUCCAGUCCGAAGACUACUGGGUGUGCGAAAAGUCGGACGGCCAGCGUGUUCUCAUCCUCAUCGUCACUCCGGCCUCCACGGGAAGACAAGAAGUGUUUCUGAUCGAUCGCAAGAAUGACUACUACAAGGUCGAAGGCAUCGUCUUCCCGCACCACAUGCCUCAUGAUCCCGAAGCGGCGCGUCUCGGCGGUAUGCGCAACCACACGCUCAUGGAUGGCGAGCUCGUCAUCGACUGCGACGACAGAGGCAACCAGAAGCUCGUGCUGCUCCUAUUCGACCUCAUCGUCCUGGACCGCGAGCUGCUGGCGAAUCGACCGCUUAGCAAGCGCUACGGCCGUCUCAAAAGCUACAUCUACCCGCCUUACGUCGACUACCUCAAACGCAAUCCUGCCAUGGUAGCGCGACGACCUUUCGAUGUGCAAGUCAAAAAGAUGGAUCUGGCGUACGGCAUCCAGAAGGUGCUGUUCGAGACGGUGCCCAACCUAUUGCACGGCAACGACGGCCUCAUCUUCACCUGCCUCAACAGUGGCUACGUGAUGGGCACCGAUCCCAAGAUCCUCAAGUGGAAGCCUCCAUACGAGAACACGAUCGACUUUAAGCUAGUGCUCCGCUUCCCGCCCGACCUCGAGCGUGACCCGCGAGGCAACCUGCCCAACCUCUCCACCAUGCCCUUCUUCGAGCUCCACCAGUACCUGGGCGAUUCCGCAUCGGACGACUACGAGUUCUUUGACGAGCUCUGGGUCGAGCCUGAAGAGUGGAGGCAGAUGGCGGCUUCGGGCGAGCAGUUUGACGAUCGCGUCGUCGAGUGCGUGUGGAGCGUUGAUCCGCAACCUGCAACCGAGCCGUACGUCUCCCAAGGGGUGAGCCUUCCGCCGAGAUGGAGGAUGAUGCGCAUCCGUGAUGACAAGCACCACGGCAACCAUCGCUCCAUCGUCGAAAAGAUCCUCAAGUCGAUCCGCGACGGCGUCGAUGCAGACGAGCUCGUCAGCGCUGCACCCGCCAUCCGCGCAGCCUGGAAGUCGCCCGAGCGCGAAAAGCUACGCCAGGGCGCCGGCCAAGCACCCGCACCGCCCGCGCUGCCUCCGGCGGGCAAGUUCAACCCAAACAUACCCUUUGGUGGCAUGGCUUAUCAGGGUGUAAAAGGCAAGGCGCCACCAUUCCCCUCGGGCGGUCCGCCCGGUCUCGUUCGUCGAUGA